Molecule: messenger RNA, 1392 nt
Organism: Lolium rigidum
Lineage: Eukaryota; Viridiplantae; Streptophyta; Magnoliopsida; Poales; Poaceae
Product: pentatricopeptide repeat-containing protein At5g61800-like
Exons: 2
Coding region: 4-780 (258 amino acids)
Biological process (GO): RNA modification
Molecular function (GO): protein binding; RNA binding
Source: RefSeq, a predicted model, not a curated record
AGGAUGAGGACCGAGGGUUUCAGGCCAGACAACGUGGCACUGGCCGCAGCCCUGUCAUGCUGCGCGCAGCUCGGGGCGCUAGAGAAGGGACGAGAGGUCCACGAGUACAUAACGCAAACCAGGCCCCGGCCAAACGUGUUCCUGUGUACAGGGCUCGUUGAUCUGUACGCAAAGUGUGGGCGUGUCGACGUUGCCCGAGAGGUUUUCGAUUCGUGCCCUGCGAGGAACGUGUUCACUUGGAACGCGCUCAUCGUCGGGCUGGCAAUGCACGGGCAUGGCACAGUGGCACUCGAGUACUUCAACCGGAUGCUGCUGCUUCAGGGGAUUCGACCGGAUGGAGUCACUUUCUUAGGGGUACUGAUUGGGUGCAGCCAUGCUGGCCUCGUUGACAUGGCAAAGAGGAUCUUCUCCGAGAUGGAGGGCAAGCACGGUGUGCCUCGGGAGCUCAAGCAUUAUGGAUGCAUGGCUGACUUGCUUGGUCGAGCCGGGCUCAUCGAGGAAGCAAUGGAGAUGGUCAACAAGAUGCCAACAGAAGGGGACACUUACGUCUGGGGAGGUAUACUCGCUGGUUGUAGAAUGCACGGGAACGUGGAAGCAGCGGAGGUUGCUGCAACACACUUGCUGGAGCUCAACCCUCAAGACAGCGGGGUGUACUCUGUCCUGGCCGGGAUCUAUGCAGAUGCUGCUAGGUGGGAGGAUGUUGCCAGGGUUAGGAGAUUGAUGGAUGAAAGGAUUGCUAGGAGAAAUGUUGGUUGCAGUUCCAUUACGGCGGACCACUAGCAUAGCACACAGUAUGCUGGCUGAUCGCAGACUGUAGAUUCUACCUAGACGGUCACCACUGCAAAAUAGAAACUGAUUCAGUAAGAGGACUGCUACUCCUAGGAGCCGCAAUGACUUGUGUCGACUGGCAAGGUAUCAGUUUUCACUGUGAAUAAAUCCAGUAUUUUAAGAUUUAAGGCCAUGUGGUUUGAACUCCUUGUAUAGGCCAAAUCUCACACUCUGUUCUUCAAAACUCGGGCCUCUUUGUGUUGCAGACUUUACUCUAAAAGUGCGAGUGUGAACUGUCACUGGUGAACUAUCAAUUCUGUUAGGGAUUCGUCUUGCAGUCACAGGCAUGUCGCCAUUGCAUGACAUUACAUAUUCUUGGACUUCUUUGGCAGGUAGAUGUUCUUGCAAAUCAACUGCUCAUGCUGAACUUCUGAUGGAAAUGAAGCCAGAGCAUAAAUUGAAAAGGGAUGAGGAAAAGUUCUGGCCAGGUGCAGAUCUCGCUGUUCUUCGGUUUGGUAUUGUAGUUCAGUUGAUCUAUGGGUAAUGGGUUGUCGCAGAAACUUAUGUGCUACAGAGUACAGAGUUGAAGAGGACACAACAUUCAAUAAUCAAGGAUUCAAGGUG